This is a messenger RNA of Prorocentrum cordatum, 850 nucleotides long. NCBI's taxonomy places the organism in Eukaryota, Dinophyceae, Prorocentrales, Prorocentraceae. The record is from the annotation of a GenBank genome assembly.
GCACCAGGUCUUGCGUCCGCCCUGCGGUCGCGGGGCCACCCUCCGGCUGACCAGCCCUCGCGCGCGCGCGGCCCGCGCCCGCGCGGCCAUGGCGGCCGCAGGGCCACCCAGCGGUUCCGCGCCAACCCUGGGCAGAGACGCCCCCUUGCGGCUGCCCAUCCCCACGAAGAGCUCUGGCAAGACCGCGCCCCCAGUUCUCGGGAUGAUUCCCGAGGAGCAGACCCGGACGGUCUCCCAGGCCGAGCUCCACGACCUCAUCGUGGAGGACCACCUGGAGGCCCCCCCCGAGGCCGACCCCGCCAGCGCCGUGGCCUCCAGGUGCGUCCGCACGGUCGUCUUCUUUGUCUUCUGCCAGGCGGUGCAGUGCUUCAUGUCGUACGAUGGGGGCGCAACGCCGGCCAGCCUCGACACCAUCCAGGAGGAGAUGGACGGCGCGUGGGACCCCUCGGAGUUCGGCAUCCUUGGCUCCAUCGACAAGGUCGGCAUGACGGCCACGUCCAUCAUCUGGGGCCGGAGCCUCCAGCUCUGCAACGUCAAGCUGCUGCUAUGCACCGGGCUGCUCAUCAACGGCCUGUGCACGGCCGCGUUUGGCAGCCUGCGCAGCAAGUGGAUGAUGUACCUGGCCAAGCUGCUCAUGGGCGCCACGCAGUCGCUGCAGGGCGUCUGGGGCACGGUGUGGACGGUGACCAUGGCGCCGCCAGACCGCAAGACCCUGUGGCUCGGCCUGGGCGGCGUGUCGGUGCGGCUUCUUCUUACUCUUACUGCUCCUCCCUCCUCCCUCCUCCCUCCUCCUCCUUCUCCUCCUCCUUCGAAGUGUGGGGUUUUCCUGUGUUGUCCUGUUAUGUUGGCG